Molecule: messenger RNA, 1893 nt
Organism: Trachymyrmex septentrionalis
Lineage: Eukaryota; Metazoa; Arthropoda; Insecta; Hymenoptera; Formicidae
Product: U2 small nuclear ribonucleoprotein auxiliary factor 35 kDa subunit-related protein 1-like
Exons: 5
Coding region: 284-1177 (297 amino acids)
Biological process (GO): mRNA splicing, via spliceosome
Cellular component (GO): spliceosomal complex; U2AF complex
Molecular function (GO): metal ion binding; pre-mRNA 3'-splice site binding
Source: RefSeq, a predicted model, not a curated record
UGGGUAGAAGUACUAUGUUUCAGUAUUCAAUGCUAUAUAUAUUUCCAGCUUCAGUUUUUAAGUAUAACUAUAAUUUGCAGAGAUCUCUAUUUAUCCCAAAUUUAAUUUUAAGAUAAACAUUGCAAAUUUGCAACCUUUGCCCAUAAAAAGUUCAAGAAAUUCUAAAGUGACAGAAUUAUCGAUACUACAGAUAUCGAGUCGCCAGUCAAUUUCAAUAGAAUUGUUUUUGUGUGUUUCGGACAUUGUCGAUCAUAUUUGCCAUUGCUUUUAAAAAAGCGCGAGAAUGGAAGAAUGUCCUUCGAUAAAUCCCAUUCAUAAGGAAAGACUUAUUGCGAUGGAGAAACUUUACAAACGGAUGAGACGAUUUCUUACAGAAUUAGACUGGCUAAAAGAAGAAAUAAAAAAACAAAAAAAAUGGCAAUUGCUCCAAAAACAAAGAAAGAUUACAAUUCUGUCAAGGCCGAGGAAAAAAUAUAAGAAACGUGAGAAGAAGAAUUCUAAAAAGAAGAUAAAACACGAAUCUUUGAUAGAGGAGAUAAAGAAAAAACGCGAGGAGCAACUUCGUAAAAGCAAACAGUUACAGAAGGAUAUCAACGAUUAUAUCGAUGGAGUUAAAACGCCCGAAAGUUUACGCCGAGUCGUAGAUAGCUGCUCUACCAAGAAACUUUGCCCAUCUUUUGAAUUAACAGGUGUUUGCCGGCAUAAAAACAAGUGCUCUAAAAACCAUCGUGAAAUCUUUCUGAGCAAUGUGAUCUUGAUAACAGGAUUGUAUUUCAACUUUUCGGUCGAGAAAAAUCCGAUGGAAAGCAACACUAAUGUGGCACUCGAAUUCAAGAAUUCAGGAACGUGGCAUUACUUUUGCAAAUUCUAUGAUAACAUAAUAACUAAACUCAAGUUAUUCGGCGAGAUUAAGACUCUUAAGUGUUACUGGAGGAAUAAGAAACAUUGGCGCGCAAAUUUGUACGUUCAGUAUGAUACAAAAAGAGCGGCGGCUAAAGCUUGGAAAAAUCUAAAGGGACGUUGCUACAAUGGCAAGCCGCUCGUUUGUAAGUUCAUCAAUGUGAAAUCCUUGAGAUCUGUUGUCUGCAGUCUAACCAAUUGUCCGAAGAGCAAUGAAAAAUGCAAUUACCUUCACAUCUCUAAAAUUCCGCACAAUAAGUACAUCCAAAAUUUUUAACAGGAAAAAAGCAAUUUGAUUGCCGACAAGCUAAACAAACUAGUAAAUCAAAACAGAAAGAAUCCGAUCAAGACGAUAAUAAAACAAAAUCGCAAAUGGAGGUGAUCAUCCAAAUCAUUUAUGAUUGAAUUGGAUUGCAAGACAAGUUUGAAGACAAAAUAUUCUCAUUCUACGAAAAAGAAACAAUCGCAAUAAUUCCCCGCACAAUAUAACAAAUGACAUAAAAAAUCACAAGUAUAGAAAGUUUUAAUUAAAAUGUCAUAAAUGGAAUGUUAUUAAUUGAAUCGUAAGAGACCCCGUAACAAUUCAAACAUCAAAAUUAAAAAAAUAAAUCUAAGGAGAGCCCUUUUACAAAAAUUUCAAAACAAAGAUAAGAAGCAGUCAUAAAAGUUAUUAGAAGAAAGCAUUCGCGCGCGCGAGAAUCAGAAACAUCAGAAGAGAUACAUGUAGAUCCGACAGGCAAAAAUAUAAAUACAUACCCGAAAAAACAUUCAAAGCUUAUGCAUUCUGUAAUGACGAGUCAAGUGUUUGUAAUCCCAAAGGUGAUUCUACCCGACCGAUUCAGUUUUGUCUACAAGAAUGUCCAAUAUAGAUGAAAUAAUGUAGAUUAGAUAUUUUUAUUUAAAAUACACGUAAAUAAUGCAUUUAAUCAUUCCUAUUAUCGCGCGAUAAAGACACAUCCGUGUUGGCAAUCACAUGUUUAAAUCUUAAAACAA